CGGUUUUGCUGUUGUUUGUACAACUUCGAUUGUGGGGGCGUUGUUUGUGCGAAGCAGAAUUUCUGCUGCCAAUAUCCCCUGUCGGAUUCCAACCACGGGGGUGAAUGAAAUACGGAUAUCGGCUAUGGAAAAACGAUUAUAGCAUCAUUGUGCAUCCGUUCGCGCGCGCUGAGCUCCUGUUCCACCGCUAAGCCAUUGGCCAUUCUCUAUCAGCAGUUGAAUCAGCCAUACCCCCUGGUUAGCCGGCUCGGGCGCACAACACCUCAUCGAAUUUGCUGCUAGCCAGUUUUGCUCGAACGAAUCAAUCAUCAAAAUCUAUACUGGUUUCUCUUUGUGAAUCGCCCCCAAUCGCGGCGAAUGCAACAAGAGGACCAUGAACGGGCUGUUGACGAACUCGGCGCGACGACAUCCACGACAACUACAGCAGUCACAAAAGAAUUUGCAUCGGCGCCGCCAUUUCGAGCGCCGCUUGCGUCGCGACGAGCGGUCAUCGCCAUACCUCUGACUUCUUCGUUUGAGAAGUCCGGAGGAGCCUACUACCGCUAGAAAAGACGACAGACACACAAAAAGUGAACGAAGUAAAGCGAGGACGGCGUGUCGUGGCCUACAUAUGUCCUUUUCUACGGCUGCCACUGUACGAACGACCGACCCCGUUUUCGCCCCCACCGCCAGAGUGAGUCGAAAACAAAAAGCGCGGGUCGUGUGUUUUUCGCAGCAAAAACCAUCUCGAAAAACCGAAACGAAAAAAGGAGAAAUAAGCCAUAGCGACGAGAUUGUUGCUUUUGUUUAUCGAUCUAUGUAUAUAUUUAUCUAUCAAAGUGCAACAUCAUAAUAUUGGUAUUACCAGAGGCCAUGGUUCACGAACCGUCACAUAAUAAUAAUAAUCAGCAAAAAUAACAAGUCGACCCUUGUGUCUGUUGUGUUUAUGCUGUCCCUUGCAUCGUGGGCACGGGACAAUUUCGGUGAGGCUGUGCUGCAGUUGUUCUUAGCUUGACCACCGGUAUUAUUCGACAACGCUUAUAAUAUUCGAUCAAGUGUUUUCGCCCGCAAGAACAAACAAAUUAAUAACAUAAACAGUACUCUGUCUCUGUUUUUGUUUCUUUUUGUGCAUUAGCUCAGUGUAGCUCGGUUAUUUUUUGUUUAAUCUCAGGUUAUGUGAGUGUAUUGUUCAUGAGUUUCGAGCAAGUGCGUGUAUUUAAGGGCGAACAACGGUACUUUCGUUCACUUGCGAAUCGCCCAUUCUGCUCAACGAUUUUACUCUGUGCGAAUAUUUUCUAUGAUGCCGACUACGACUGUGGUUGUUAAUCACGAUUACUAUCACCUGUAAACGACAGUUGUUUCUGUUGUGCCUCUCGACAGUAGCUUGUUCCUUUAGAGCAGAUCCAGUUCACCCUGUACCCAGCUGCUUGUUUGCCCAACUUCGUGUCCUCAGUCUGUCUGUCUGGCAAUUUUUUUGUGUCUGUCUGCGUGUGUGUGUUGCGUGUGUGAGAGUCUGUGUGCGAAAAGAUCAUACCACGAAGAAAGACGGCACGAUACUGACACCAUGGGGUUGUUCGAGCAACCUCAGCAGCAGCACCAACAACAACAGCGACACCAACAGCAGUUGCUAGAGAUGUCAAGUAGCAAAACCACUACCAGAAACAGCAGUAGCAGCAGCAGCAGCAGCAGUAGUAGCGGUAUCAAUAAAACGACGUCUUCGUCUUUGACUAAAAAUGCAACUGGCCCUCAUCUAAUUGGCAGUAGCACCAACUCGAGUAGCCAUCAUGGUCACAAUGAUAGCAGCAGCUCAAUCGUCAGCCCGAAGACAUCACCAGCAGUAGCGGCAGCAGCAGUCGCCGCGAUACCAACAGCUUCACCACUGUCGACAGCAACGGCGACAGGAACGAUGGUUCCGAGGACUCGAUUCUGGCAAACGUUCCUGCCGAAACUACAGUUUGAACCUAUGCUCGCCGGAAUCGCUGGAGGAGUAACCUCUACCCUAAUACUUCAUCCCCUCGAUCUGCUCAGGAUUCGCCUAGCAGUGAACGACGGUCAGCUCAAAACUCGGCCCCAAUAUCUGGGUAUUCGCAAUGCGUUAACGAAGAUCGUUCGUGAGGAGGGCGUGAAGGGUCUGUACCGUGGAGUGUUCUCCAACUGCAUCGGAAAUGGAACCUCCUGGGGCCUCUACUUCCUCUUCUACCAUUCGAUCAAAAACUAUAUGCUCAACUCUCAACGCAGAGCAGAGCGGAAUCACCCGAGUGGCACGCAAAAAGAUGUCGAACAUCUCGGUCCUGCAAGGCACAUGCUGGCCGCAGCAGAGGCAGGUUGCAUAACACAAGUAAUCACCAAUCCACUGUCGAUGGUGAAGACGCGGUUAUGUCUUCAGUAUUCUGACCAUUACAUGAAUGUGCCGGCGACCAAGAGAUACAGCGGCAUGGUGGAUGCUUUUCAAAAGGUUGUCAAGUAUGAGGGCUUCAGCAGUCUAUAUAAGGGUUUACUACCUGGUGUCUUUAACGUAGCGCAUGGAUCGAUUCAAUUUAUGGUCUACGAGGAACUGAAGGCCGAGUACAGCUUGCAUAGUUGUCCUUCCUCAAAACAGGUCAAUCGACAUCGUCUGACGACCAAGGAGUACCUGAUUUUUGCCGCCAUAUCAAAGCUUAUCGCCGCCGCAGUCACCUAUCCUCAACAGUUGAUUCGUGCUCGCUUGCAGGACCAGCAUGUGCAAUAUUCUGGCUUUUUAGAAGUGGUCCGAAGAACCCAGCGCGCUGAAGGGAUUAAAGGCUUCUACAAAGGUUUUGGGGCGUAUUCAAUUCACGUGACGCCUAACAUCUGCAUCGUAUUCUUAAUAUAUGAAAAGAUGUACCCGUCUAAAGAUUAGAAUUUAUAAAUUGAUGGGUAAGUACAGUGUAUUUGGCCGUCGUAUCGGUUAAUGAUUAGUCGCUGAAUGGACAGCAUACGUACGCUUUGAAGUUGCGAACCCGUGUCGCACACAUGGCCCCGUACCAGGCUCUCAGUGCGGUACAGGACAGGUCUACAAUCACCUAAGGCAAUUGGAUAAGCCAUUACGAUGAUAGCGAUGCAAUUACGCCGACACACAGAAGAGGCAAAACGGACCACAGACAGGAAACAGCCAAGUGCACGAACAACGUUGGCGCCAAGGCAGGAAAGUCGGGUUCCCGUUCAUUUCACAAGGGGAAAAGUAGGAACUCACAAGCUCUAAGCACGGGCAUCGUAGAAUGGGCGGUCAUUUUCUUAAAGAGUCCACCCACAGUUGUGGACUUUGGAAGAUUAUACGUAUGCAAGCUUGGGUGUUUUGGAUAGAAAGAAAAAUAAUUGAGUGCUUCUAACUGCUUUUCUCGCUCUCCCCUUUUUUCCAUGGAUUUGAAUGCAAUUCGUGGGAGCCCCGAAAGGAAAAGCGAAGCUCUACAACGCCGUCGAGGUUUUUAUUCGUUAGCAAGGCCCCAAUUCGUCGACAGUUGUAGUAAAGUGAGGAAACAAAAUUAUAUAUGGCUAAAAGCCGAGCUGACUACGACUCGCUUCAAAUACCUGUGUGUAGUAAUAUGCUAAUCAACCGUUUUGAUUUUAACUUGACAAGUAAAAUUUGUCAAGAUAAUGAUGUGAACGAAACCAAACAGACCACACCAAAAGUUUUGUAAUUGUUGUUUUUACCAAAAAAAACAUCAACUGAUUUCAGCAAUUAAAUCUAUUGGAAGAAGCUGACAAAUUACUAGAUUUCUUAAUAGUUAGUAGUGGUUAACGGUUUUUUGUUAGGUAAGAAAUAAAAAAAUCGACGGUCGAGGUCGUCGUUGUUACUGUUGUUAACCCUUGUAUUAACCGACCGUCAUUUAUAUAUAUGUCUUUAGAAUAUAGAAAAUAUCUCAAAAAUUGAAUACGAUGAAGAGAAAGGGCCCUCUCAAGAGACUAAAGUUGUGUUAUUGUAUUUGAAAGGUGUAUAUCUGUGAAACUGAAGUGUGGGUAAAGACGAAAAUUCAUAUAUAUAUAUAUAUAUAUACAUAUAUAUAUAUAUAUAUAUAUAUAUAUAGAGAGAGAGAGAGAGAGAGAGAGAAAGUGGUACUAGCAAUUGCCUAUGAUGAUUACUUUUAAUUAUAAUAUUACGAGAACGACUAUGAAAAUCAUAUAUUAGUAAACGUAGCAUGUUAAAAUUAUAUCAACAAUAUGAUAAAUGUGACCGAUUCUAUGAUUUCAAUUUUUCAAUGACUUAGAGGAACGAAUCGACGAGCCAGGGAGUCAGUUCGCGCGCUCGGCGGGCGUUCUGAAUUGUCAUUUAAUGCUCCCUCCGUUCUUCACUAGUGAAUACUUAUGAAAAUGUAAUAAUCGAAGAGUCAUAACGCAAACAACAUAGCAAUCAUAGAAAAGCAUGUGCAUGUUUAAAGCUGUGUUGAGGAAACUUUCGAAGGUUGACCGUGAUCACUUGUGAAUAGCUACGGGAUUACAGAGUUUUGUUGAUGUUUAGAGAGAAUAUUGAAAAAAACGUAGAGGUCGUCUUAAAAGCGUCCGUUAUCUAUGGAUACGUACGUGUGCAGAAUGGAAAGUGCAAUUAGUCCGAUGGAUUUAUCAAGGUUUAUAUUAGCAAUAAUCGUAAUGAAAUAAUUUCUAAUUUUGCCAUAUUUAAUAAAACUCUACUGUUUGGUCCCUUUAGGGAAACACUGA
Messenger RNA from Varroa destructor (honeybee mite), 4650 nucleotides. Its product is annotated as solute carrier family 25 member 32-like. Lineage: Eukaryota; Metazoa; Arthropoda; Arachnida; Mesostigmata; Varroidae. The record is from RefSeq and is a predicted model, not a curated record. Gene Ontology annotation, biological process: transmembrane transport; nucleotide transport.